This is a messenger RNA of Anolis sagrei ordinatus, 928 nucleotides long. The record is from RefSeq and is a predicted model, not a curated record. NCBI's taxonomy places the organism in Eukaryota, Metazoa, Chordata, Lepidosauria, Squamata, Anolidae.
AACUCUCCUGUCAUUCGUAAGACCAGUGAUUGAAAUGAAUAUGCCUUUGGAUUCAGAAGUCAACAUAAAGUUGCAGAACAUUAUGAUGCUAUUAAGGAAGUGUUGUAACCACCCAUACCUAAUUGAAUAUCCACUGGAACCUGGAACACAGCAGUUUAAGGUUGAUGAAGAUCUAGUGAACAGUUCAGGCAAAUUUCUACUCUUGGAUCGCAUGCUGCCAGAGCUGAAAAAGCGAGGACACAAGGUGCUGCUAUUCUCACAAAUGACACAGAUGUUGGAUAUUUUGAUGGACUACUGCUAUCUGAGGAAUUACCAGUUCAGUCGCUUGGAUGGAAGCAUGUCCUAUACAGAGAGAGAUGAAAAUAUGAGUAAAUUUAACAAAGAUCCAGAAGUUUUUAUAUUUCUUCUGAGCANUCUGAGCACGCGGGCUGGAGGUCUUGGCAUUAAUCUGACGGCAGCAGAUACAGUAAUCAUUUAUGACAGUGACUGGAACCCGCAAUGUGAUCUUCAGGCUCAAGACCGAUGUCAUAGAAUUGGCCAGACGAAGCCGGUGGUUGUCUAUCGCUUUGUAACUGCAAAUACCAUUGAUCAGAAGAUUGUGGAAACAGCUGCCGCCAAAAGGAAGUUAGAGAAGCUGAUUAUACACAAAAAUCAGUUUAAAGGUGGAAAAUUAGGAGGAUACCAGUCAAAGCGAUGUUUGGACCCCAAGGAGUUAAUAGAGUUGCUACAGUCCUGCGACUAUGACAGGUAUGAUUCAAUCAUAGUGGGAACAGGGGUCUCCGUCCUCUUCUUUGGCCAAGAGAGGAGCACGGACAUGUCUGUGCGAGGGGAGAAACCAGGAAGCAGUUCAGGCCUAAAUAGUAAGCAACAUCCAAUCCACAGAGGAGUCAGCAUGGAGGCUCAGAGGAGCAAGAAAGAGCCAGGUUAA